Messenger RNA from Nanorana parkeri, 2816 nucleotides. It is a transcript of the gene FBXL19, whose product is annotated as F-box and leucine rich repeat protein 19. Gene Ontology annotation, biological process: protein demethylation; regulation of transcription by RNA polymerase II. Lineage: Eukaryota; Metazoa; Chordata; Amphibia; Anura; Dicroglossidae. The record is from RefSeq and is a predicted model, not a curated record. Gene Ontology annotation, molecular function: histone demethylase activity; protein binding; transcription coregulator activity. The transcript has 9 exons. The coding region runs from base 102 to 1781 and encodes 559 amino acids.
CAGAGCCUGUACUCCCCCAUACUGCUGUGUGUCUUCUAUGCGGAGAUGCUGGGAAGGAAGACACCGCUCAGGAUGAGGAACAGAAGUUUAAUCUGUCGCUUAUGGAAUGUACCAUUUGUAAUGAGAUUGUUCAUCCCGGCUGUAUCAAGAUGGGCAAAGCCGAAGCGGUUAUAAACACUGAGAUUCCCAACUGCUGGGAGUGUCCGAGAUGUAAGCGCGAAGGCCGGACAUGCAAGGACCCCCUGGAUGGGUCGGGGAAAAAACGUCCUGAUAAUGGCGAAGAUGCCGUGCGGUGGAAACUGACGGACGAUCAGGCUCCAGGCAAGAAGAAAACCACAGAUGAGAAUCAGGGACAUAAAAGGAAGAAGGAGAAGGAGCCGGUGCAGGAGGCAGGAGUGAAGAAAAAGGUAAAGUCUGAGAAAGAUAAGAAAAUUAAAAAGGAGCCUCAGACGCCAACCGAACCCACUCCGGUGCUGGACCGCUCCCACCAGCGAGAAAAGAUCGAGCGCUUCAAGCAGAUGUGUCAGAUGUUGGAGAGGGCUCGCAGCACCACCUCCAGUUCCAGCUCCGAUUCCGACUCCGAUUCCGACUCCAAAGGCUCGCGGGGGAGCAGCGACACGGGCGAAGGGGAGAGCCGGACUUCGCGCGUCAGCUUCAGUACCAGCUCGGACGAGGACGACGACAGAGCGAGCUCUACGGACGGACAGAACGGCACCAGGAACGGCAAACAGAAGUCGCCCAGAUCAAACUGCCGCGAGAAAGAGAACCGGAGAGGCGGUGGGGCCGCGGCCAAGAAGGGAACUUGUAGCAGGAAUGCAGUGCAACCCUUAUCCAGGAGCCAACUCUUAAAAAGGCCGCUGGUCCCGUCUCCGCCAAAACCCCCUCCCCUGCAACUAGAGAGACAUGUGGUACGACCCCCUCCUCACAGCCCCGAGCCGGACUCUCUCCCCCUGGACAGUGGAAUGGACCAUGUAAUGCAGAGGGGGGUCUGGCUCUCUGUAUUCAGGCACUUGGGACAGAAAGAGCUGUGUGUUUGUAUGCGGGUGUGCCGAACCUGGAACCGGUGGUGCUGCGACCGACGCCUCUGGACAUCCAUUGACUUGAGCAGGCGGAAAUCAAUCACCCCUCCGAUGCUGAGUGGUAUGGAAAUAGAAGGAAGAGGGCUAAUCAUUUCUCUUUGCUCAUUCUCGUCAUUCUCUCUCUUAGGAUUAAAGGAACUUCUAUUGGCUGGAUGUACAUGGAGCGCAGUCUCCUCUCUCUGUACUGCCUCCUUCCCCUGCCUGUCUCUGCUGGACCUCGGCUGGGUACAGGGCAUGAAAACUUCCCACCUCCGUGAGCUGCUCUCACCUCCCACCACCGACUGCAAGACAGUUGUGUCGGACCCCCGGGGCCGGUUGCCCUCCCUCUCUGACCUGCGGCUGUGCGGUUUGGAUAUGGGGGACUCUGCCCUCCGUUUGCUGCUUCGCCACACUCCUCGUCUCAACCGCCUGGAUCUGAGUCACUGCGUCCAGAUCAGUGACCACGGGAUCCACAUACUGACCGCAGUCACCUCCCCGCUGAGGGACAGCCUCACUCACCUCAACCUCACAGGGUGUCUCCGUCUGACUGACCAAUCUCUGGCCUUCUUCAAGCGCUGCCCCCACCUGCAGCUGGUGGACCUGCGCUCGUGCCGCCUCCUCACCAGCGAGGGCUUUCAGCGGUUGCUUCAGGAUCCUCCCUCUGAGCCCAACGUGAAACCCUUCCAAUGCGCCGAGGAGCAAGUCCUGAGCCGGGAAACCUAGAGGCGCAAGAAAAGGCCUCCUGACAAGGCACUCCUGCCCCGGACAGGGGCUAUUCUACUGUAUCUGCCUCUUCUACAUGCCCAGAUGCUGCCGCUGGGCCUGGAAAGUGAGGUUGCACUGAACUCCUUGACUUACGCUGCGGAAACGACAGCUGGUGGUAGCCGGAAGCUGUCGCCGCGCCUGGAAUGGAAGCGGUUCGUCGUUGGGGGAAGGAACUUCUUUUAUCUGGACUUGACCAUUUGGGGUGUGGACACCCUGAAAUAUAUUAAAAUAGGGGGGAGGGGCACAAAUGGGCUCAAUACCUCUUUGCAGCCUAUCGCAGGCUUGUUUAAUCCAUGGUCGCCCUCUCUCUACCCUGCUGCGUUCUCCUGACAUGACGCAAUGCAUGCACGGCAGCGCUAGCGCACGCCAAGGAGAGGGGCAAUGGUUUACUGUCAUUAAAGGGUCUGGGUGGUCGUGGGUUUUUUUGGGUGGGCGGGGUGACAUUCUGCAGGAUGGAUAUAAGGGGUUGGGAUGUACUUGAUGCCACAUAGUUUUUGGGGGGAACUGAGGGCCUCUGGGAAAUUUUGGGGUACAAAACUGCAGGGUUCUAAAGGGUUCAGCUAAUUUGCUCACUGAAUCCCGUCCUGCUAAAGGCGCUUAGGAGGGUUCGAGAGGCAGAAAGCGCCUCUAGCCUUAUUCUCAGGGUAAGGGCGAUCUGUGCCUGGCGCGUCACGGCGCCGGGCACAUCGAUACCGAGUAUCUUCUUAUCUCACUGGUGUUAUUAAAGUUUUACUCCACCUGUUUCGUAUUUGUUUUCAAGACAGGACAGUGAAAUCGUCAACUUCCUAAACAGUAUGUAUUGCCUACCUUGGUCUGCCACGCUUUCCUUCAGUGAAUCAGUGGUUAAGGUUCACUUCGUUGCCAUGGGAAAGCUGCGUAUGGAGCCGCCGCCCCCCCCCAGUGAGGGAGUGUUCUUCUGAACACAUCAUUCCAUUUAUCUACAGUUUCCAAGCAGACCACAAUAAAAAGUUGAACAUUCCCCUUUAAAUAUCA